AUGUUCAAGUACGUGGUAAUCGUUGCGGCCCUCGCCGCGUUUGCACGCGCCGCGCCAGCCAGCCAGGAGUCGGCCGGGCAGCCGUCGAUUCUCGAGGAGGCCCUCGACGUGUACGCCUCGUGUUCCGGCGAGGCGGACCUCUCCGUGUGCCUGAAACUGAAGGCGCUCAGCUUCGUCGACAGGGCGGCCAGGUCCGCGGACAUCGACGUCGUCGACGGGUUCAAGAUCGUGCAGACCGAGGAGGCGAAGAACAGCCGCGCGGACAACGCCAGAUCCUUGAACGACAUCGAAAGUAGCCUGCCAACGGAGAUCGAGGCGAGGGAAGCUGCCAUCAAUGACGCCCUCCUCGACAGGACCGCUAAAUUCCUCUCCACUCACACCGUGGAGCUCAGCAUUCCUGAGGAAGUCUCUCGGUCCUUCGAUGAAGCUCGCGGCAAGAAGAAGAAGAUCGUGAAGUCCCUGCUGCCGAUCCUGCUGCUCCUGAAACUGAAGGCGGCCGCGUUGAUCCCGAUCGCUCUGGGCGCGCUGGCGCUCCUCGCGCUGAAGGCCCUCGCGAUCGGCAAGAUCGCGUUGAUCAUCAGCGCGAUCAUCGGUCUGCAGAAGCUGUUCGCGAACAAACACCAAAGCUACGAGGUGGUGGCCCACCCCGUCCACUCGUACGGACACGAGGAGCACCACGACCACCACGGCUGGGCAAGAUCGGCUGGCUCCGAUCUCGCGUACAAAGCGUACAAGCCUGCCGAAUAG
Nomia melanderi (Alkali bee) is the source of this 747-nucleotide messenger RNA. It is a transcript of the gene Osi9, whose product is annotated as DUF1676 domain-containing protein Osi9. The record is from RefSeq and is a predicted model, not a curated record. NCBI's taxonomy places the organism in Eukaryota, Metazoa, Arthropoda, Insecta, Hymenoptera, Halictidae. Gene Ontology annotation, cellular component: membrane.